GGCGCCUGGGGCGACGCGCCGCACCGGACCCAGCAGCAGCAGCAGCAGCAGCAGCAAGCUUGGGUGUGAGCCCGGGGGCCGCUUUGCCCACCGUCCCGCCGGUCCCAGCCGUCGCUAGGGGGUCCGCGGGCCCUGCGGCAACCCUCGGUACAGACGCUGGGAGGGCGGCGACACCUGGCCCAUGGCCCCCCCGGCGGCUCAGUCUUCCUUGGCCGUCAGGGCCUCAAGCCCCGCCGCGGCCCCCACCUCGUACGGCGUCUUCUGCAAGGGGCUCUCCCGCACCCUGCUCGCCUUCUUCGAGCUGGCCUGGCAGCUGCGCAUGAACUUCCCGUACUUCUACGUCGCGGGCUCGGUGAUCCUCAACAUCCGACUGCAGGUACACAUUUAGAGUCGUGACUAAGCUAACGGCCUCAGGGGCUAGCAUAAUGGCCUACUCCCAGGGUCCCUUGCAGCGCGGCGGAGCAGCGAAUGGCGAGCCCCACAGUCUCGCGUUAGUGCUCAGGCGCUGUUCGCGGCUGCUUUCUUCGCUACAAGCAGAGCUCCUCUGGGGGCCGCCGAGAGCCUACAAUUCCUAGAAAGAAAAUACGCGAUUCCGGAAACAGAACUGCAGUUAAGACCCAAAAAGAUCUAAGGAAGUGUGCAUCCUAAAACACCUGACGAAUUUCAGGACGUGACAAAGCGCAGAGGUUGCAUUAUUUCAAAACAAAACAGAAGGCUAAAAUUUUCAGGAAAAAGCAAAUCAGUAAACCGUGAGUACUGGACUGGAUUGUAAGAUUUGAAUGAGUAAGAGCUGAAAGUAUUAAGACUGUGAUAUAGAAGGUACAUACUUCUUCAUCCCACAAGAGAAAAUAUUAAUAAUCAGAAACUUUCAGUGAAAAAAAGCAAAACUGUACAGGAAAAGCAUCCUCCAAAUACCAGACAAAAUGGUGCAAGCUUUUGAACUAUUGGCGAGAGUGUGAGAAAAUGGGCUCUAUUGCAAUGCUCCUGUGGCAGGACGUGGAUCGAAGCUUGGAACCGCAGAAAAGGAAAUCCCAUAGUAGCACAAAGCUUGACUGUUCAGUGAAUAACAUUUGAAUAAUCGUAAAAUACAAAUGUUGUUUAUGUUUUUUAUUGUUUAAGGCAUACUUAAUUAUGGUUACAAAGUGGAAUGCAAAUGUUAUUUACCAUAUUUUAAAAAGAGAGCAGGAAAUACAGGUAGGAAUGUUGAAGGAGGGCGGCGGAAAUAAAUGAAAUGGUGGUUCUGUCCUUAUAAAGUUGGAACUUGAAAGGUACUGUCUGUUGUUACAGGGUAGCCAUAAAGUUUGUAAAACGGUAAAAUAUUAAAGAGGGAGAGUGGUAGGGGAGAACAGUAUGAAGUCAACAGGAAAUGCCUAAAGAUGGAGAGCUCAGGUAGAAUAUUUCAAAAAAUAAAAAUUGAUAGAGUACCUGGUGUAUUUGAAUACAGCCUAGAGAGCUUUCAUUUUUCCAUAGAGGGGGGAUAAAUUAGUGAUUGCAUAUUUUUCAAAAUUAAGAAAACAGAACAUGUAAUUUUGAACCCUGAGAAAAAUAAAAAUUUAAAAACUA
This is a messenger RNA of Rhinopithecus roxellana (golden snub-nosed monkey), 1563 nucleotides long. It is a transcript of the gene SMIM10L1, whose product is annotated as small integral membrane protein 10 like 1. Lineage: Eukaryota; Metazoa; Chordata; Mammalia; Primates; Cercopithecidae. Bases 182 to 388 code for a protein of 68 amino acids. The transcript has a single exon. The record is from RefSeq and is a predicted model, not a curated record.